ACACCUAAAUUAGAUGAUUAAUUAACUGACUACAGAUCUAUUCUACUUUGGAAAAGCUUAAAUUUGAUGGGGAUUCUUUGGCCUCUGAAAUUGAAAAUACAUUGAGAAUCAUUGUGAGUUUUCGCGUUAAGUAUUAGUUUACUGUACUAGAAGUAGGUUCUGGGGACUAUUUACUUUCGACUUACUUGAUAUCUUCUUCUAAUAUAUGUUUUAUGUAAAUUAUUAGGUUGCUGGAGGAGAUGGCACUGCAAGCUGGCUCCUUGGAGUAAUUUCUGAUCUUAAACUACCUACGCCACCUCCCGUUGCUACCGUACCUUUGGGAACUGGAAACAACCUCCCAUUUUCUUUUGGCUGGGGAAAGAAAAAUCCUGGCACAGAUCGUCAAUCUGUGUUGUCAUUCUUGGAGCAAGUAAAGGCUGCUAAGGAAAUGAAAGUUGACAGUUGGCAUAUGAUAAUGCGUAUGAAGGUUCCCAAAGAAGGUUCUUGUGAUCCCAUUCCACCUCUUGAACUACCCCAUUCCCUUCAUUCAUUUCAUCGCGUCUCUCAAUUUGAUGAAUUGAACAUGGUAAGAUUUCAUUUCCCAGUAAGUAGUUAAGAGUAGCAUUUUUUUUUUUUAAUUUUUUAUCCCCUUUCUUUCUUUCUUUCUUUCUUUUUCUUUUUUAUAAAAUUUUGUUAUUCAAAUGAAAUGAGAUUGCUUGUUAGUUGUUACACGUAGCCUUGAUUUAUAUUUUGGAAAUGAACCUGUGGCAGUCUUCUCUUGAAACAAGAAGGCAUAUCAUGAGCAGUGAGGGUAUGCUGCUCUUUGUCAAGAAUUUCAGCAUUCC
This is a messenger RNA of Rubroshorea leprosula, 824 nucleotides long. The record is from the annotation of a GenBank genome assembly. Lineage: Eukaryota; Viridiplantae; Streptophyta; Magnoliopsida; Malvales; Dipterocarpaceae.